Molecule: messenger RNA, 2026 nt
Organism: Pieris napi
Lineage: Eukaryota; Metazoa; Arthropoda; Insecta; Lepidoptera; Pieridae
Gene: B52
Product: serine-arginine protein 55
Exons: 11
Coding region: 311-1420 (369 amino acids)
Biological process (GO): mRNA splice site recognition; alternative mRNA splicing, via spliceosome
Cellular component (GO): ribonucleoprotein complex; cytoplasm; nucleus
Molecular function (GO): mRNA binding
Source: RefSeq, a predicted model, not a curated record
AAAUUCGUAAUAUAGCGCGUGGUGACUAGCGCGAACUGCCGCCAUUCCACGUUCCUAUAGUUUAAAGGUUAUCGAUUUUAAGUAAUAAGUUACGUUGUCUUAAUUCCGGUGUGUGAUUUACCCGAUGAGCGUGUUUAAAUAUUGAAUUGUGUUGUAAUAAUAUAAAUUUGUAAUCUAUUUUGUUAUAAUUGUUCUAAAUGAAGUACUAGACUUUUCAAUUUUUAAAGGUGAACUCUUAUUUUUGAAUGACGUGUGUAUUAAUCAAUAUAUUAUAUUAUAACGUAGUUCAGCAUUUUUAGAAAGACUAGCUAUGUUCAAAAGAAGCAAUUACCGAUCAUCACAAAAAAUGGUUGGCUCCAGGGUCUAUGUUGGUGGUUUGCCCUUUGGGGUUCGUGAAAGAGAUUUAGAAAAGUUCUUCAAAGGAUUCGGUAGAAUCAGAGAUAUCCUUAUCAAGAAUGGCUAUGGAUUUGUGGAAUUUGAAGACUAUAGAGAUGCAGAUGAUGCUGUUUAUGAACUCAAUGGAAAAGAGUUAUUAGGCGAAAGGGUGAGCGUGGAGCGGGCGCGGGGCGUGCCGAGGGGCGCAGACCGCUGGCGGGGAAGGGACCGAAGGGCCCGACCGCAGAGGCCUCCCAAACCACCCGCCAACGACAACAAUUACAGAUAUGGGCCGCCGACGCGUACCGAGUAUCGGCUAGUCGUCGAAAAUCUGUCAAGCCGCAUUAGCUGGCAGGACUUGAAGGAUUACAUGCGUCAAGCUGGCGAAGUCACUUACGCUGAUGCGCAUAAACAACACAGGAAUGAAGGGGUCGUUGAAUUCGCGACCCAUUCGGAUAUGCGGGCUGCUAUUGAGAAACUAGAUGGCACAGAGCUGAAUGGCCGCCGUGUUCGUUUGGUGGAGGAUCGUCGCUCUUCUCGCCGCAGGUCACGCUCUUCGUCCAGCCGCUCGAGGAGUCGCUCCCGUGAGCGUCGUCGAUCACGAUCGAGGUCCCGUUCUCGCCGCUCGUCCAAGAGCCGCUCUCGUUCUAGAUCUCGCCCGAAGAGCAAGAGUCCAGUGGCAAAGUCUAGAUCCAGAUCUAGAUCUAAGGAACGCAGCCGCUCUAGAUCGGGGUCCAACCACGAGGCGAGACAAUCGCGCUCCCCACCACGCAACGAGACCAACGGGAAAUCCGCUUCACCCUCGCCCAAACGCGAAUCCAAGGAUCCCACCAAAAGGGAGCGCUCACGUUCUCGUUCACAUAGCAAGGAGGCUGUAUCCCCAAAGCGAGACGAGGCUAAAGUGAGCAAGUCUCGUUCCCGUUCUCGCUCUGGAUCCCGUUCAAGAAGUGGUUCUCGCGAGCGUUCUCGCUCAGCCUCGCCCCGACAAAACGGAGAGUCACAAGAGCUCCGUAGUAACGACCGCUCACCUAGAAGUGGCGAAUAAGAUAAAACGCACUAUUUACUUUAAACAAAACCCCUUUAUUAAUUAAAAAGUUUUAUUCUGCAUUCAAUUUUUAUCACUUAUAAUUCUGUUUGAACAUCUAUUAAGUAUGACUACUGUCGUAGCCGAUACUGCCAACGGUUUGGGAAUGCAAAAUUUUUCAUUGAUUAAUAAGGAUACUAAAAGUAUGAAUGUUCUCUUUUUGUUAGCGAUAUGUAUGAACGAUAAGGGUUGCCAAACAAUUGUGUUACAUAUAACUAUUAAAUCCUAAUGGACAAAAAUCAGUUUAGGGUCUAUUCAAAAUUUAUACUAUCUCUCAGUAUGAAAGCCAAAAGGUAUUUUAAGUCCGUAUUUGGGUUUGCACUAAGGUUUGAUAUUAUGUAUUGAUGCAUGUGGUUUUGUACUAGACUGUUAAAUCCAUGUAUCAGAUAUAGUACAGACAAUAUUUUUAAUUUGCAAAAACCUUACUAGAUAUACUACAUACUUAUGGUAAAGUAUAAAUUUACUAUUAACAACAUUUUGACAACCCUAUAAAUAUAUAGGUUAAGAUAAUUUUGUAAAUACGGUUUUCGAUUUAAGGCACCAAAAAUAAAGUAUUAAGAUUACAAA